AUUUUCUCCAUCAUCAAUUGACUUUCCAUACUGCAUGACUUCCUCUACUGACUGAACUGCUGAUGAUGCCAAUUCCUGGAGUCAUGUCCGAAGCAUAUUCUCCAGCAAUUGAUCUCAUCCCAUGCUAAUUUUAUUUGUUUAUGAGGUUUUAUAACUUCUUGAACUGCCUGAAGAGCAAAACACUCAGGUGGUCCAGACUGCCGAAUGACCCUCCUGAAUUCUUCCAUGCUGAAGAUUCAGAACCAAUUCCAAGCAAAAAUGCCAGAGAUUAGUGACGAUUCUUCUCCUAGUGGCAAUGACGGAAGCCGGAGUGAAACAAGCACAGCUCAGACGAGACGUGAUCAACAGAGUUCAAUCAAUGGAGGAGGCUGGAGGUUCGCCGCCACCCGCGCCAUCCGCCAACGCCUUAAGCCUUCCAACCUUGUCAUAGUCCGAGAUGCUCAAAUACCAUUGUCCUCUGCUCAUGAAGAACUACAGCCUCACCUCUCAGCCAAAAGGCGUGUUAUUGCCCUCAAUGAGAAGAUGAGUUCGAGCUUGAUGGCAUCAGCAGCACUCAGUAGCAGCAGAGCAGCCCAGCUCGGUAGCAACACAACAGCCAAGCACGGCAGCAACAAAGCAGCCCAGCUCGCAGCACCAAAACAGUCCAGCUCGGCAGCGGCAAAGCUCAGCAGUACUCCAGCUCAACAGAAGCAAGGCAAUCCAGCUCGACAGCAGCGAAGCAGUCUCUCAGCUCGGUGGCAUGCACUGAGCAAAUUUGUAAUGAAGCUCGUUGAAGAAGACGCGAGCAAUCAACAUAAUAUGAUGAUGUUAAACCACUACCGAGAACACACAUACUGCUCUGAAAAGCCAGUAGUCUCAUCUCAUGGUCAGUUGAGAGCAGAGGCAUUCAACCGCCCACGUAGCAUCACCGAACCAUUUGGAGGCUUGAAAAAUUUGCCAAUGAAGCUGAGCAUGAGAAGCGAACUGCAAGAACAUGAGCUGCGAGCUACUGAGUUCAAAAGCACGAGUUGCCGAGCUCACAAGCACGAUGCAGAACUCGGGCAAGAUCUUUUGAGCUGGGUUGAGCAUGAGCUGCAGAGCUCGAACACAAGCUGUAGAGGUCGAGUGCGAAGUGCAGGGGUCGAACACGAAGCGCAAAACUCAAGCACGAGCUGCAGAGGUCAAACACUUAACUGCCAAGGUCAGCCACGAGCUGCAAAGGCCGAGCAUGAAGUGCAGAACUUGAACACGAGGUGCAGAGGACGAGCAUGAGUUGAAAGAUAUGCAGCACGAGCUACAAGAUUAUGAUGUUUCUCUUGCUUGAAUUUGGAUAUGUUCUUUCCUGUGUUGAUGUGCCUUCAUUCUCCAUGCACUGUUCUAGUUCCUAUAUGAACAAACCUCUGGAAACGAUUUGCAGUUGUAGGGCUUUAACUUUUUUGGGUUUUUUUUUUUUUUGUAUUCAAUAAUUUUACUUGUGCUGU
This is a messenger RNA of Rubroshorea leprosula, 1460 nucleotides long. NCBI's taxonomy places the organism in Eukaryota, Viridiplantae, Streptophyta, Magnoliopsida, Malvales, Dipterocarpaceae. The record is from the annotation of a GenBank genome assembly.